CUUUGACUUGAAAUGGAACUUUCAGAAAAUUAUCAACAAGCAAAAAGGUGUCUGGAACGUUCAAGACAGUAUAUAUUGGAACACAAUGAAGGAGCAGCUAAGAAAUUUUUGGAAAAGGCCAAAAGGUUAUGUCCUGGCUUAAAGGAGAUUAAACAAGUAGAAAAGGAAUUAAGCGAAGUUUUGGCAACUAAAGUUUCCACGGGAGAGAAUAAGAAGAGAACGGGAAAAGAGCACCAGGAAACUUUUAAUGGAGUUGACAACGAAAGACGCAGAGAGGCAACUGAAGAACAGACAACCUUGGUGGAACACAUCAAACGACAAAAUAAUUAUUACAAGAUAUUGAAUAUCAAGCAGGAUGCAAGUAUGGAAGAUAUCAAAAGAAGUUUUCGGAAGUUGGCAGUGAAGUUACAUCCGGAUAAGAAUCCUUGUCCUGGAGCAGAAGAAGCCUUCAAGAAGGUAGCCAAAGCCUUUCAAGCGCUGUCUGAUCCUGUAAGAAGAGCAGAAUAUGAUCGUAGUGGAGUUGAUACUGGAGAACAACGUGCUAUUCCAAGACGUAGGACAAGUAGUCGACAAGGAGCUUCAAGUGCAUUCUUUUUUGAUCCAUUCACAGGAACCUUUCGAGAGAGACCUUUUACAGGAUUUCAUCAAACACCUUUCUUUACUUCUGAAGAUUUUUUAUUUCAGUUUUUUAGAAAUUUUCAUGCUUCAAAUGCUUCUGAACAGGAGUAUUCUUUUGGUUCUCGUAGGUCCAGGAGAAUACCACAAACAUCUUUAGGAAAGAUAUUAUUGAUGCUUUCAAAUAUGUGGCCAGUGUUAUUGAUUGUAUUACUCGCAUAUUUUUCAGUUCCUUCUUCACCCCUAUUUCAGUUGUAUCCAGAUUCCACAUAUUCUAUUGAAAGAAGAACAGCCCAUGCAGGAGUAUUGUACUAUGUAAAGCCGUCUUUACAGUGGGAUUCUUUAAAACCCAAUGAAGUUCUGAAAUUGGAACAGGAAGUGGAACAUUCAAAGCUUAUGGAACUCUCUGGAAAAUGUGCAAUGGAACGUCAACAUUAUCUUGAAAGGAAUCUACCAUUAUUUCAUACGGAGAAUCAUCGUAGAAAACUCUUGCAAGACUUUAAUUCUACCAACUGUGAACAUUUUGAAAAUUUACGUCCCUUACUUGUGAGAUAUGGAUAGAGAAGACGAAUUCCGAUAUCCAUUUAUAGGAGUUUAUAUACAACCUAAACACUCCUUUAUAUCAUGUAGAACGGAUCCAAAUAUGAAUUUGUUCUUGGCAAGAUAUUUCAACAAAACUUGUUUGAUAGAAAGGGGUUGUUUGAAAUCACUUUUCACAUUCAUUUCUUAUUCCUCAUUUUUUUUGUAAAAGGAAAGAGAGAACGGAGGUGAUAUAAGUGCAAAGAUAGACUCUUUCAUGAAAUGUAAAGUAUUCACCAAGUAUCGUAUAUAACCAAAUUCGAAGAAGUUCUCAAUUCUUAUGAAGAGAUUCUCUCGAACGAAUAGUGACCAAAAUUGUCGAUGACUUUGGAUUCGGUUCUUCGAAAGUGGAAAGAAGAUGUUUUGAGACCUUUUGUAAAGUUUUGUCCUUUUCACCCUAUUACCAUUACUAUUAUUUCUUUUGUUACUGGCCUAUUCUGUGUUUUU
Messenger RNA from Galdieria sulphuraria, 1641 nucleotides. Its product is annotated as DnaJ homolog subfamily B member 12. NCBI's taxonomy places the organism in Eukaryota, Rhodophyta, Bangiophyceae, Galdieriales, Galdieriaceae. Gene Ontology annotation, biological process: cellular response to misfolded protein. Gene Ontology annotation, molecular function: Hsp70 protein binding. Gene Ontology annotation, cellular component: endoplasmic reticulum membrane. Bases 13 to 1176 code for a protein of 387 amino acids. The record is from RefSeq and is a predicted model, not a curated record. The transcript has a single exon.